CAGGUUGGAGUAACACAAGUUAGAGACACCUUGAGAUACCUGCUUCAUUAUAAACAGUCGAAAAGUUAAUUUAAAAAAUGUGUGUUUGUGAGUGUGUUAGUGGGAGAUACCUAAAGAUAUUGAAACCACAGUUUUAACUGCGAAUCGAACUUCGUUGUGGGUGCAAAAGUAGGUAUUGUUUUAGGCCCGUAUUAUGAAGAGACGAAUACCUUCGUUCCUAUUCGAAAUUAUAGACUGAUUUGUCGAAUUGCAAAAACUUAUUACGGACGUGAAUCAAUUCUUUAGUGUAGGAUCGUUCUUAUUAGAGUGUCUUCUUAGUAUUACGGGUCUUACAGACAAUAGGACUUGAAACGGAACGAAAGUUAGUCAAUUUUAUAGAAAUGUACAGCCAAACUUAUGACGACGAAGCGCCCAUUCCUCUAAUCGCGAACUAUACAAUCGUGAAAGAGGGGGAGGAAGAAGAAAAGAGGGAGACAGAUGAUAGAGUGAUUCUAGAAAUAGGACGGCAAGAUGACAAACCGAAGGAGGAGCUGACGUUUUCCCAUAAGAAGUACGACAAGACAACUUCGCAUCACAGGUCGUACGUGCUAGAAGAUUAUGAGCCCAGGAGAGUCACGUACUUUAGGCCGCAUGAGUUGGAUCAUGCUCCUCAUGAAGGUCCCAGAUAUUACGAGCAAGAAUUUAGAGAGACAGUAGUCCAAGAGACCGCUAACUCGGAGUCCUCUCUGGACUUCUCCCACGAGUCGCAGGAGACCACCAAGUACGGCAACGAAGACCACAACCAGGACGCCAUAAUGAAUUGGAAGGAGCGAGCUUUACAGCUGGAAAGAGAAUACAAGAAGACUGCGUGUGAUCGCGAGCGAACGCGCAUGCGCGACAUGAACCGAGCAUUCGACCUGUUGCGGUCCAAGCUGCCGGUGACCAAGCCCUCCAAGAAGAAAUACUCCAAGAUAGAGUGCUUGAGGAUAGCGAUCCUGUACAUCAGACAGCUGGAGUGCAUGCUGGCUGGAGGCUCGCCUGAAGACCCGACCUUCUUCGACGUCCAAGUCACCGACCUGAGGCGGAGACAGCAAAGAUUCUGACCGAUUUCUCCCUGAUUAUAAACCCAGAUAAAUUUAUUAAUGUCCUAGCCCCAGUUUUUAUGUACAAUUAAAAUUUGAAAGUAAUAUCUUCGAAUAUAAAUUAAGUUUCUGGAUUCUGGGACUGGUAGACGAUUUCAUCGUUUUGAAGACUAAUGUUAUUGGUACAUUUUAACGAUCCAAAGUUAUUUUAAUAAUUACCCUACAUUAUUAUUUCGAUACGUGCUCUUUUCACAUAUUUUUACCUAGGUACAAAAUAAGGCUUAUAGUAAUUUAAUGU
Ostrinia furnacalis (Asian corn borer) is the source of this 1359-nucleotide messenger RNA. RefSeq names its product salivary gland-expressed bHLH (gene sage). NCBI's taxonomy places the organism in Eukaryota, Metazoa, Arthropoda, Insecta, Lepidoptera, Crambidae. The transcript has 4 exons. Gene Ontology annotation, molecular function: protein dimerization activity; DNA-binding transcription factor activity, RNA polymerase II-specific; RNA polymerase II cis-regulatory region sequence-specific DNA binding. Gene Ontology annotation, biological process: regulation of transcription by RNA polymerase II; mesoderm formation. Gene Ontology annotation, cellular component: nucleus. The record is from RefSeq and is a predicted model, not a curated record. The coding region runs from base 381 to 1082 and encodes 233 amino acids.